AACGGAGCGGCAAAGACCUCUGGCAAGCCACCGAGUCGCAGAGGAUCAAGGCGUGCCAAGCAGUACAAGAGCAAAGUUGUACCGGCUUCUCGCUCGCUUCUCGCUUCUCGCCUCGACCUCCCCCCUAUCCCACCUGUCCAAUCACCGGUCGUGAGGUGUUGGUGGCCAGCGAGCGCUUGCCAUUCGCACUCGGGCGGGAAGCAGCGUGGAAGGCGGUCGACUGUGGUGACAAGACAGGCAGGAACAGAAGGAGUCCACCGAGCGGAAGGAGGGUGUGACAGGACCGUGUAAGGUACCACGCCUGGGUUCAACUUGGCACCACGCCUGGGUUCAACUUGGCCGUGUGAGGCGCGUGCUGCUGCUGUGCGGUGAGCGUCUUGGCUGGAGAGUAUGGCCUCGUGGGUCUUUGACGCUUGCGAGGUGACGCCCAUGGCGGCUGUCGAGCCGGCUGCGAUCGAGGCUGGCGAGAGCUGCAGAGAUGGGGUGGGGGAGCUGGGUGCAGGAAUGACCGGUAGAGAGGGCGGCUUGCCCUGCAAGGGUGUUGUGGCGGUGGUUGUGGCGUCGGCGAUGGGCCUGAAGCUGUGCAGAGUGGACGCUGUAGGGGGCGGCCUGGUGCACGCGUCCCAGAUGGUAGUGCCUGACGGCCCGGCGGCACAGGGGGUGGCGAGGGCGGUAGCGUCGGUUGUCGGCCGCCGACGAGCUGCGCGACUUGCACAUCGGGUGUGGGCUGUGCUGGACUCGGGCGUGCUGACGGCGUGGGACGUGGUCUGGGCGCCCGCACAUGAUGAUGAGAGUGACGCCGAGCUCCGUUACGUCCACGCCGACUGGGUGCUGGUACUUCCAGUUGGAUUUGGCAUGCCAACGGCACUGGAGAUGGUGGUGACGGAAGCUGGAAUGGUACUGGCGGUUGCGGCGUCGUCGAGCGGCAAGAUGGCGAUGGCGGAUGUGACCGCACCCGAGUCGGCGGUGUGGGUGGCGGAGGCGCGCGCCGGGAUUGGGCGGAUCAACGCACUGGCGAAGCUCCCACUGGUCCCGGGCUCAUGGUCAGACGGAGUGCGGGGAAUGCUCAGUGUGGUGGGGCAGGGCAUCGAGCUGCAAGUGUGGCAGAUAACGGCGCAGGUUGCGGGUAGCAGCAUUGCGAGCGGCAUGACGCUGGAGUGGGAGCUCACGUUGCACUGCGAACACGUCCUACCCGACUCGGCGCUGGUUGAGGCCAUUGCGGCGCGAAUCUCGCGGGAUGACGAGGGCGUAGUUGAGGUUGUGCUCGGCACCGAUGCGGGCGCGAGCCUUCUGCGGCUCGAGUGCGAGUAUGGCAAGGUUGUGAGCGUGGCGAGCUUGCCAGCGGAUGACGCGGGCGCUGCAGUGUUCGCAGCAUGCUUCUCACCCGAGGGCGUGUUCGCGGCCGUGGGAACCGCCAGUGGUGAUGUUGAGCUGCUCUCGAUCUAUCCGUCUUGCGCAACCGGAGCGCGCGUUGGGCGGCUGCGGCCGCGGUACCGUCUUGAUGCCGAGGUCAUGGCGGUGGUGCCGACGACAAGCGGGGCGCUUGUGGCGUGGUCGUCGCAAUGGGAGGAGAUGCGCAUCCUGGCACCCCCGCAGUGGUGCGAGUGGCGUCCAGAGCGCUCGCAUGCCUUUCCGCCACAUGUGGCGCGGACCGCACGGUUCAUCCUGUAUCUCAAGCAGAAAGCUGACGCGGCUGCCAUCGAGCGCGACGCCGUCGACGCGGGCGCGGACCCAGCACUGCAGCGGGUGACGCUGACGGAUCUCCCGACCGAGGUUCUGUUCCGAAUCCUCGUGUACGUUUGCGGAGUGACUCUGGUCGUCGAUAAUGUGUGGGUGUAGGUGACAGAGUAGAUGUUGCUAGGUG
Messenger RNA from Thecamonas trahens ATCC 50062, 1864 nucleotides. RefSeq lists its product as uncharacterized. The transcript has a single exon. The coding region runs from base 391 to 1839 and encodes 482 amino acids. The record is from RefSeq and is a predicted model, not a curated record. Lineage: Eukaryota; Apusomonadida; Apusomonadidae.